Messenger RNA from Erigeron canadensis, 1961 nucleotides. Its product is annotated as beta-glucuronosyltransferase GlcAT14B-like. Lineage: Eukaryota; Viridiplantae; Streptophyta; Magnoliopsida; Asterales; Asteraceae. The record is from RefSeq and is a predicted model, not a curated record. Gene Ontology annotation, cellular component: membrane. Gene Ontology annotation, molecular function: glucuronosyltransferase activity. The transcript has 4 exons. The coding region runs from base 290 to 1561 and encodes 423 amino acids.
AUUAUUUUACACAGAUAUACAUACAAGAAACUCCAUUUUCAUUUCAUUUCCAUUUUUCUCAUCUCCUUCCAACUACUUCAGAAAAAAUAAUUAAAUAAAAAAACAUCUUCGAAAUCUGUACUCUCACGCCGCCGUUGAUUCCCCAAAACACACACACACGACACACAUCCUUCAUUGUUCUCUAAACAUCAUCAACAACAAAUCCUGUCAAAAAAAAAGUUGUCAUAUUUUCCCCCAAAUUUUCAAGAUCCUUAAUUUUUUUUAUUUUUUAUCAUUUUCAUAAUCAUUCAUGAAGAAAUUAAGAAGCUUUUACAUGCAUAUGAAACACCCACAUACCAUAAAACGAAAAUGGAUCUACCCAUUAGCAGUCGGGUCAACCCUUUCUUUAUUUCUCAUUUUUUUCAUAACCAUAACUUCAAACCCACUUUCUGGAUACUACCCAGGUUCCGGGUCGUCCGUUUUUGUCGAAGAUAAGCUUCACCCAACCCGCCCGGAUCCAAUUACCCGACCCGUUCGGUUCGCUUACUUGAUAUCCGGGUCAAAUCAUGAUGGGGUAAUGUUAAAACGAACUUUACUUGCUUUAUAUCAUCCUAAUAAUCGUUAUGUUGUUCAUUUAGAUGCCGAAUCUUCGCCCGAAGAACGAAUGUUGUUAAAUGAAUUUGUUACCACUCACCCGGUUUUUGUGGAAUUUGGUAAUGUGGUUAUGAUCACUAAGGCUAAUUUAGUGACGUAUCGUGGGCCCACUAUGGUUGCGAAUACGCUGCACGCGGCUGCGAUUUUGUUAAAGAAUGGAUUGGAUUGGGAUUGGUUUAUUAAUCUUAGUGCUUCGGAUUAUCCGCUUGUUACGCAAGAUGAUCUGUUUCAUACGUUUAAUUCGUUACCGAGGGAUCUUAACUUUAUUGAUCAUACAAGUAAUAUUGGAUGGAAAGAGUUUCAAAGAGCAAAGCCUGUGAUUGUUGAUCCGGGAUUGUAUAUGACGGAAAAAACGGAUGUGUUUUGGAUCACACAGAGACGAAGUGUACCGACGGCCUUCAAAUUAUUUACAGGAUCUGCGUGGAUGGUUUUAUCUCGCCCAUUCAUCGACUUCUGUAUAUGGGGCUGGGACAAUUUACCUCGAACGGUCCUUAUGUAUUAUGCAAAUUUUAUCUCCUCUCCUGAAGGCUAUUUUCAUACUGUAUUAUGUAACGCAAAAGAAUUCCGCAAUACUACUGUCAACAGUGAUCUGCACUUCAUCGCAUGGGACAACCCUCCAAAGCAGCAUCCUCACUACCUUACCUUAGCUGACAUGCAAAGAAUGGUUGACAGCAACGCACCGUUCGCAAGAAAGUUCCACCAAGAUGAACCUGUGCUAGACAAGAUUGACUCAGAAUUACUGUUCAGAGGCCCAGAUAUGAUUGUUCCUGGUGGAUGGUGCAUUGGUAGUCGUGAAAAUGGUUCAGAUCCUUGUUCAGUAGUUGGAAAUUUAACACUCCUUAACCCCACUUCCGGGGCAACAAGGUUAGGAAAUCUUGUAAAGUCUCUUUUGUCAGAGGAGAGUUUCAGGCCAAGACAAUGCAGAUGACAGGUGGUGAAUAUUGAUCGGCUGUAAUUAGUUCGUGUGCGGAAAAACGACCAUCACCAAGUGGCUUAUCUAAUUUUGCGACUUGUGGCAGGCGUUAGACUCGAUCGAAACAUUAUGCUGCUGAAGAAAGCAAGGUAAUGGAAUGGAAAUAAUUUUUUGUUAAAUGUGGGUUUUUGUUGUAGUAACCUGUGACUGAGCCAAUUCUUUUUAGAACCCUAUUCACCAAUUUUUAUAGCUUUAUUAAAGGGGUUUGGGUGGUGGUGGUGGACUGCUGGUGGUGGUGGAGAUCAAGAAUGGAUGUCUGUAUUGAUUAGUCCUUGAAAAAAAAAAAACACUCCAUUUAACCUGCACAAGAAACAUGAUGUAAAAUAUAUCACAAGUUCAAAACUUUUUCUUUUUC